Messenger RNA from Alosa alosa (allis shad), 3296 nucleotides. RefSeq names its product RNA binding motif protein 25b (gene rbm25b). Gene Ontology annotation, biological process: mRNA processing; regulation of alternative mRNA splicing, via spliceosome. The record is from RefSeq and is a predicted model, not a curated record. The coding region runs from base 148 to 2760 and encodes 870 amino acids. Gene Ontology annotation, molecular function: mRNA binding. NCBI's taxonomy places the organism in Eukaryota, Metazoa, Chordata, Actinopteri, Clupeiformes, Clupeidae. The transcript is spliced from 18 exons. Gene Ontology annotation, cellular component: spliceosomal complex.
UAUUGUAACUUUCCCACAUUGCAUUGCGCUAGUCACGUGACAAAUGUCCUGCUAGAGUCAAGCUGGCAAUAUCCGGUAACGCAAUUUCGUAAUAACUGUGACAAAAAUAUAUUUUCAUCUGGUCUGGGUGUGGACCUUCCUUCCAACAUGUCCUUCCCCCCACACCUCAAUCGGCCCCAGAUCGGCAUUCCCCCUCUGCCCCCUGGCAUCCCACCGCCACAGUUUGCAGGGUUCCCUCCAGCUGGGCCCCCUGUGACCCCAAUGAUACCGGUGCACAUGGGCAUCAUGACACAAACCCCUACAGUGCUGGUGCCCACCUCGGUUUCUGUGGUCAGUAAGCCUCCUGUUCCCAAGAAGGACCUGCCCUUGCCGCGCCCAAAAGAGCCAGAGGAGAUGGGCGGCCCCACCACCACUGUGUUUGUGGGUAACAUCUCGGAGAGGGCCUCCGAUAUGCUCAUCCGACAGCUCCUCUCAAAAUGUGGCCUGGUCCUCAGCUGGAAACGGGUACAAGGAGCCUCUGGGAAACUUCAAGCUUUUGGCUUCUGUGAGUAUAAGGAGCCUGAGUCCACACUCAGGGCCCUACGACUCCUGCAUGACCUGCAGAUUGGAGACAAGAAGUUGCUGGUAAAGGUGGACGCCAAGACCAAAGCUCAGCUGGACGAGUUUAAGGCCAAGAAGAAGAGUACCAAUGGGACGGCUAAGACUGGCGACACAGGAGACGAUGAAGAGGAGGUACUGGACGAGGAAACCAAGCGAAGGGAUCAGAUCGUCAAGGUAGCCAUUGAUGGCCUCAUUCGGGAGUACGCCAAAGACCUCAAUGCCCCGUCACAAGAUGAAGAGUCUCUUCGGCGCAAGAAAAAGAAGGAGAAGAAGGAAGAAGAGGACAUCAAUACCAUUGACAUCGAGGAAGAUAAGAGAGACCUGAUUUCCAGGGAGAUAAACAAAUUCCGCGACACACACAAGAAACUCGAGGAGGAGAAAGGCAAGCGGGAGAAGGAGCGGCAGGAGCUGGAGCGCGAUCGGAGGGAACGGGAGAAGGAGCGGGAGCGGGAACGCGAGCGCUGGGAGCGCGAGAAGGAGAGAGAGCGCGAGCGGGAGAGGGAGAGGGAGACUGCGAGAGAGCGCGAGAGAGACCGGGAGAGAGAGAGGGAGCGCGACAGAGACAAAGAGCGCGACCGCGACAGAGACCGUGAUCGGGAGCGAGAACGUGAGAGGGAACGCGACUGGGACAAGGAGAGGAGCCGUGACCGGAGCCUCGACCGCAGUCAUUCCAGAGAACAGAGCCGCGACCGCGACCGGGAGAAGAAGCGAGACCCCAAGGAGGAUGAAGAAGAGGCGUACGAGCGCCGCAAGCUGGAGAGGAAGCUCCGGGAGAAGGAGGCCGCCUAUCAGGAGCGGCUGAAGAACUGGGAGAUCAGGGAGCGGAAGAAGGCCCGCGAUCACGCCAAGGAGGUGGAGAGGGAGGAGGAACGCCGCAGGGAAAUGGCUAAAGAAGGCAAGCGGUUGAAGGAAUUCCUAGAGGACUAUGAUGAUGAGCGAGAUGACCCCAAGUACUUCAGGGGCAGUGCGCUGCAGAAGCGUCUGCGUGACCGCGAGAAGGAGGUGGAAUUGGACGAGCGAGACAGGAAAAGGGAGAAGGAGGAGCUGGAGGAGAUCCGACAGAGACUGCUGGCAGAGGGCCAUCCAGACCCCGACGCCGAACUGCGCAGGAUGGAGGAGGAGGCAGAGCGUCUGCGUCAGCCACCACCCAAACUUGAGGUUGAGGAGCCACCACGGGAACGGGAACGGGAACGUGAACGUGAACGUGAACGAGACCGCGAACGGAACGACCGACCGAAACGAGACCGCUUGAACGCAGAUCGGGGCGAACGGGAACGGAACGAGAGCACGGAACGGGAACGAGAACGAGAUCGUCAUGAUCGGCACGAGCGCCACAGAGGAGGCGGGGACGUCCCCAUGCCCAUGUCAGAUGACGACGACGUGGAGGAAGGAGAGGAGCUGGACGACGAGGGUGGAGAUGACCGCUCUGAGGCCAAGCCCUAUCUGAAGCCCACGCUGCGGCCGAUCACGGCGGCACCGUCAGUGUCGUCAGCCAGCGGGGGUGCCACGCCCAACACGCCCGGCGACGAGUCGCCCUGCGGCAUCAUCAUCCCGCACGAGAACUCUCCACCCGAAGGCCCCCCUCAGGAGGAGCACCGGCCCAAGAUCGGCCUCAGCCUCAAACUAGGUGCCACUAGCAGCCCCAGUCAGCCCAACGUGGUCAAGCGCAAGAAGCUCCAGGACAGCGUCUUCAACCGCUUUGACGACGAGGAGGCCGACGAGGGCCCCAAGAAGAGGAAGCUGGUGCCGCUCGACUAUGACGACGACAAAAGCCAGGGCCUGGACGGCCUAGGGCUGGGCAGCGGAAAGGGCGCCAACACCGAGGAGAAACGGAAGCACAUCAAGAGCCUGAUCGAGAAGAUCCCCACGGGCAAGCCCGAGCUCUUCAACUACGAGCUCGACUGGUCCAUCGUCGACACGUCUUUGAUGGAGAGACGCAUUCGGCCAUGGAUAAACAAGAAAAUCAUUGAGUACAUUGGCGAGGAGGAGGCUACGCUUGUUGACUUUGUGUGCUCAAAGGUCAUGGCUCACAGCACUCCACAAGGCAUCCUGGAUGAUGUUGCCAUGGUGCUCGAUGAAGAAGCUGAGGUGUUUGUUGUGAAAAUGUGGCGGUUAUUGAUCUACGAGACCGAGGCCAAGAAGAUCGGGCUGGUGAAAUAGACCCAAGCACUGAAGCUCAUUGACUUCUGUUGGAUCCCAAGCCAGAAAUCCCUCGUCUUAUUGUCAUCUAAACGCAGAGAAAACAAAAAUGUGAACAGUUCACCCUUAAAGGGAAGCUUGUGUUACCAACUCAACGGUGUUGUCUUUUGGUCCGUCUAAUGAGGCUGCCACUGAGCAAACUCAACUGCUUCUACUACCCCCGCCACCCCCAUCCCACCCUAAAAAUCAGUUUUCAUAGAGGACCACCGUUUGUAUGUGCGUUUGUUUAAGCUGUAUAGAUGACGUUUGUGAGAUGCGGAGCAGGUUAACCUAUGGACUGUUGUUCCACACAGUCAUAGCUGCUCAUUUGUUUUUGUUUUUUUUUUUAAACACUGAAAACCAGGUGGUACAUUUUAUGAUGUCCUUCUCUACGUUUGAUUGACAGCCUUUGAAGUCAUGCUGAAAUUAUCUUGAUUUGCAAAAGCAUAUGAACGUUGUCCUUUUUUGUUUUUGUACCUACUAAUGGAAAAUGUUUUGAAUAAAGAAUUUUUUUAGAA